Molecule: messenger RNA, 5539 nt
Organism: Mirounga angustirostris (Northern elephant seal)
Lineage: Eukaryota; Metazoa; Chordata; Mammalia; Carnivora; Phocidae
Gene: KDM4B
Product: lysine demethylase 4B
Exons: 26
Coding region: 273-3707 (1144 amino acids)
Biological process (GO): regulation of gene expression; chromatin remodeling
Cellular component (GO): nucleus; chromatin
Molecular function (GO): histone H3K9 demethylase activity; zinc ion binding
Source: RefSeq, a predicted model, not a curated record
GCCAGCGACCGAGCGGGGCCCGGCCCGAGCGGGGCCUGGGGGUGCGACGCCGAGGGCGGGGGAGCGCGCGCCGCUGCUCCGGACCGGGCCGCGCGCGCCGCCUCAGGCCGCUGUGACCUGAGCCGAAGGCAGACGCCCAACAACUGAGCCACCCAGGAACCAUCACCAUUGCCGGGACCUCAUAGAAACCCCUGCCAGUUACCGGGGCACCUCUCAUCACGGCCGUGGCUACAACUGGGUCUUCAAAGUGUGACAGCCUCUCUGCGGCAGCCAUGGGGUCUGAGGAUCAUGGGGCCCAGAACCCGAGCUGUAAAAUCAUGACGUUUCGCCCAACCAUGGAAGAAUUUAAGGACUUCAACAAAUACGUGGCCUACAUCGAGUCCCAGGGAGCCCACCGGGCGGGCCUGGCCAAGCCUUGGUGUCUGGGCAGGCUUCGUCUGAUGGAACUGGCUGGGCGAACCCCCGUUUCCCCGAUCAUCCCCCCAAAGGAGUGGAAGCCCAGGCAGACGUACGAUGACAUUGACGACGUGGUCAUCCCGGCCCCCAUCCAGCAGGUGGUGACGGGCCAGUCAGGCCUUUUCACACAGUACAACAUCCAGAAAAAGGCCAUGACAGUCGGGGAGUACCGCCGCCUGGCCAACAGCGAGAAGUACUGUACCCCGCGGCACCAGGACUUCGAUGACCUGGAACGCAAGUACUGGAAGAACCUCACCUUCGUCUCUCCCAUCUAUGGGGCUGACAUCAGUGGCUCUUUGUACGAUGACGAUGUGGCCCAGUGGAACAUCGGGAGCCUGCGGACCAUCCUGGACAUGGUGGAGCGUGAGUGCGGCACCAUCAUCGAGGGCGUCAACACCCCCUAUCUGUAUUUCGGCAUGUGGAAGACCACCUUUGCCUGGCACACGGAGGACAUGGACCUGUACAGCAUUAACUACCUGCACUUCGGGGAGCCCAAGUCCUGGUACGCCAUCCCGCCUGAGCACGGCAAGCGCCUGGAGCGGCUGGCCAUCGGGUUCUUCCCCGGGAGCUCCCAGGGCUGUGAUGCCUUCCUGCGGCACAAGAUGACCCUCAUCUCGCCCAUCAUCCUCAAGAAGUACGGGAUCCCGUUCAGCCGGAUCACACAGGAAGCCGGGGAGUUCAUGAUCACGUUUCCCUAUGGCUACCAUGCUGGAUUCAAUCACGGGUUCAACUGUGCAGAAUCUACCAAUUUUGCCACUUUGCGGUGGAUUGAUUAUGGCAAGGUGGCCACUCAGUGCACGUGCCGGAAGGACAUGGUCAAGAUCUCCAUGGACGUGUUCGUGCGCAUCCUGCAGCCAGAGCGGUAUGAGCUGUGGAAGCAAGGCAAGGACCUGACGGUGCUCGACCACACCCGGCCCACGGCCCUGAGCAGCCCAGAGCUGAGCACCUGGAGCGCCUCCCGGGCCUCACUCAAGGCCAAGCUCCUACGCAGACAAAUUAGUCUGAAAGAAAACAGACACUGGAGAAAGACUGAGGAGGACAGAAAGGCCAGUCUAGAAAGGAAGAAAGAGCAGACCAGGAGGCCGGGGCCGCCGUCCCACCGGAAAAGGAGCCAGCCUAAGAAGCCCAAACCGGAAGACCCUAAGUCACCAGGGGAGGGGGCCACCGGGGCCACCCUCCUGGAGGAGCCUGGUGGCCUGAAGGAGGAGGCCUUGCAGGAAGUGGACGCCGAGGAGGAGGAGGAGGAGCCGCAGCCAGCGCCACCGCAGGGUCGGGAGGCUGAGGCCAUGGAAGAAGACGGGAGGGGCAAGCUGCGGCCGGCCAAGGCCAAGAGCGACAGGAAGAAGAAGGGCUAUGGUCCUCCGCAUCCCCACCACCCCCUCUUGCCCCAGCUGCCGCCGCCCCCACCCACCCAGUUCUCUGCCGAGGAGGCGCCCAGACUGCCACCCCCGCUGGAGCCCCCGGCACUGGCCCCGGGCCCCGCGCCAGCUGAAGAGAACCCCCCACCGCCACCUCUCAACGUCGUGCCCCCCGAGGCACCCGGCGAGGAGCCGGAGGUGAAGCCGCGCCCCAUCAUCCCCAUGCUGUACGUGGUGCCACGGCCCGGCACGGGGUGUGACAAGGGCCGCGUGUCCUGCCAGCAGGCCUUUGAGCACUUUGCCCAGAGGGGCCCCACCUGGAAGGAACAGGCGGCCCCCAUGGAGCUGACGGGUCCCGAGGAGGAGAGCGGAGCCAGCGAGGUACAGGCGCCACCCACGUUCUCCAAACUGAAGAUGGAGAUCAAGAAGAGCCGGCGUCACCCCCUGGGCAAGCCGCCCACCCGCUCCCCGCUGACCGUGGUCAAGCAGGAGGCCUCGAGUGACGAGGAAGCCUUCCCUUUCUCCGGGGAGGAGGACAUGAGUGACCCCGAGGCCUUGAGGUCUUUGCUCUCCCUGCAGUGGAAGAACAAGGCUGCCAGUUUCCAGGCCGAGAGGAAGUUCAACGCGGCGGCCGCCCUGACUGAGCCCUACUGCGCCAUCUGCACCCUCUUCUACCCUUACAGCCAGUCCCUACAGACCGAGAAGGAGGCUCCCCAGGCCUCCCUCGGGGAGGGUCCCUCGGCUGCUCCUCCUUCCAAAAGUGGCCAGAAGACACGGCCGCUGAUCCCCGAGAUGUGCUUCACCUCCAGUGGUGAGAACACGGAGCCCCUCCCCGCCAAUUCCUACAUUGGGGAUGACGGGACCAGCCUGCUGAUUGCCUGUGCCAAGUGCUGUCUGCAGGUGCAUGCCAGUUGCUACGGCAUCCGCCCCGAGCUGGUCAAUGAGGGCUGGACGUGUUCCCGGUGCACGGCCCACGCCUGGACUGCGGAGUGCUGUCUCUGCAACCUCCGGGGAGGAGCCCUGCAGAUGACGACCGACCGGAGGUGGAUCCAUGUGAUCUGUGCCAUCGCCGUCCCCGAAGUGCGCUUCCUGAACGUGAUGGAGCGCCACCCCGUGGACAUCAGCGCCAUCCCCGAGCAGCGGUGGAAGCUGAAGUGCGUGUACUGCCGGAAGCGGAUGAAGAAGGUGUCGGGAGCCUGCAUCCAGUGCUCCUGUGAGCACUGCUCCACGUCGUUCCACGUGACCUGCGCCCACGCCGCCGGGGUCCUCAUGGAGCCGGACGACUGGCCUUACGUUGUGUCUAUCACCUGCUUCAAGCACAAGUCAGGGGGCCACAGCGUGCAGUUCCUGAGGGCCGUGGCCUUGGGCCAGAUGGUCAUCACCAAGAACCGCAACGGCCUCUACUACCGGUGCCGGAUCAUCGGCACCAGCACGCAGACCUUCUACGAAGUGAACUUCGACGACGGGUCCUACAGCGACAACCUGUACCCGGAGAGCAUUACCAGUCGGGACUGUGUCCGGCUCGGACCCCCGCCCGAGGGGGAGUUUGUGGAGCUGCGGUGGGCGGACGGCAGCCUGUACAAGGCCAGGUUCAUUUCCUCUGUGACGAGCCACGUGUACCAGGUGGAGUUUGAGGACGGGUCUCAGCUGAUGGUGAAGCGUGGGGACAUCUUCACUCUGGACGAGGAGCUCCCCAAGAGGGUCCGGUCGCGGCUGUCGCUCAGCACGGGGGCACCUCAGGAGAACACCUUCUCGGGGGAGGAGGUGAAGGCCGCCAAGCGCCCGCGGGUGGGCACCCCGCGCGCCCCCGAGGACUCAGGGCGGAACCCGGACUACCUAGCGUUCAUGGAGAGCCUCCUGCAGGCGCAGUGCCGGCCCGGGGGCCCCUUCUAGGACAGCCGGCCGCCCGGCGACCCCUCGGCCCAGCAAGGCAGGCGGCGGCGGGCCCUGGCGUUUGCUUGCUGUGAAUCCCGUCCUCGCCUCCCCCGGCCCCGAGAGGCUACCUCCACGCGCGGCCGCCCCGCUCUGCGGCGACAGGAGCGAGCAGGAUGCCGGCCCGCGGCCCGGACUCAGGGAGCAGGGCCACGCGGGCUCUGGGGGGGCCGGCUGGGGACUCGCGCCACCCCCACGACUCAGAUUCGUAAACCAUGUCAGCUCUUCUUCUCGAAAAGGUGCUACUGCAUUGCCUGCCUCCUGAGCAGCCUUUGAGAUUGUGACUUCUGUACAUACAUCACCUUUGUGAGGCUCUUUCUAUAAAUACCUAUUGUUUAAAAAAAAACACACGCGAGAAAAAAAGGAAAACAGAGACCAGGAAAAAAAAUCCCCAAAGCUGUUUUCUAGAUUUGUGGCUUUAACAAUGAAACAAAACAAAAAUGUUCUUUUUCUCAGAACCGAGAUACGCCGAGGGAGAUAAAAGCAUCUCGUUUUUUGUUUGUUUGUUUGUCGUUUUAAAACCUCGCUGGUCUCGGCGAGCGGCAGGGAGGUAGGUGCCUGGGAGGCCGGGCAGGGUCAGGGACGUGUGUCGAGGCCUGUCCCUCCUCCCCCCAGACUUGGCGAAGGCCUGGGCGGCUGGUACCGUCUCCUUGGCCAGCGCCAGCCCCGUGGCUCUCUGCGCCGACGGGAGGAGGCCGGCCGCGCCCUUUGGGGGUCCCGGAGCCCCCCUCUGGUCCGCGCACGCCUUCACAAAAUAAACACUCUCUCUUCUGGUUUGCUCCAUCUUUUGCUUCUUCCCCUCGUGAGAACCACUGCACGGCUGCGGCCUCCAGUGCUUGCAAAAGGGCUUGGUGCCCACGGAGUGUCCCCAGCACCGCCCGGGCCUCCCGUGGCCCUCCCAGCGGGUGCGUGGCUGGCUGCCUGUGGCCGUCUGGGGAGGGGCGACGCGGGGCCACGCAGGCCUCCCGGGUGGCCCGAGUCCGGCCGUUUCCCUGUGUGGGCGAGGCCUGUGUCCCCGGGCUCUGGCCACCCAGGUGCCCCACGUGCGCAGGACGCCCGCCUUGGACCCCUGUGUCCCGUUUGGAAAGCGUGGAUUUGUAUGUCUGGGGGACAGCAAGAGAGAACCAGACCCGCCUCCUGAGAGCAGGGGGUCGGAUUUAUGAGAGCGUGCCUGCGAGGGGCUUGGGACCCCCGCCCCCCGCUGUCCUGCCCUGGGCCCGACAGCAUAAUUUUGCUUGUGUAAAAAAAAAUUAAAAAAAAGAGCGUUCUGAUGGCUACCAGGCCAGAAAGAACUAUUAUAAGGAGAACGGAAAGAAUGUAAAUGAGCCGAGAACCUUUCAUUUGCUUGAUGGGGGGCGGGGGGCAGGUGCCCUGGAGCAGGGCGGGGGCGGGAGGCCCAGAGGGGAGCCAGCGGGGAUGUGGGGGUUCCCCUCUGCAUGCAGCAGCUCCGCCCGAUGCGGCACUGUGUUCAUAUGUAGUUUGAAAAUGCUAUUUAUAUUGUAAAGAGAACAAAAAGCGGGCUGGCCCUCUGGGUCAGGGGGGUGGGGGCCAGACCCGGGGGGGUCUUUCUGGGUCGAGGGUGACUGACGUGCAGACAGGCCGCGGCUCAACAGAGGGGAAAAGCCCAUCUCCCCACAAAGGUAUAUCCGUGUCUAUGUACAAAAACGAAAAACAAAACCCACCCACCCUGAUUUUUCUCCCACCCGAGAUUAAGGAUGCGCUGUAUUUUUGCCUAAUUUCCCCUGCCUCUAGGUUCAUAAUGAAUUAAAGGCUCGUGAGCACUGCGAAUUACA